Molecule: messenger RNA, 2409 nt
Organism: Leptosia nina
Lineage: Eukaryota; Metazoa; Arthropoda; Insecta; Lepidoptera; Pieridae
Source: the annotation of a GenBank genome assembly
AUGGAAGAUGGUGAUUUCGAUCAAAGAUUACGAGAUCUACAAAGAGAAUAUUUGGAGUUUCUUGACGAUGAGGAAGACCAAGGUAUAUACAUGAGCCGAGUGAAACAAAUGAUAAGCGAAAAAGGAAAACGUCUUAUUGUUAAUAUAAAUGACUUGAGACGAAAAAAUCCUGAACGUGCCAAGACUCUGUUGGACAAUGCUUUUGAGGAACAAAUAGCUUUUCAGCGAGCCUUAAAGGAAUAUGUUUCAUCUAUAGAUCCCACAUUUGCUAAAGAGCAGGAAGAAUUCUUUGUAGCUUUCUCCGGGAGUUUUGGAACAAAGCAUGUUACUCCAAGGAGCCUAACCUCAAGAUAUUUAGGUAACCUAAUAUGUGUAGAAGGGAUAGUAACCAGGGUGUCUUUAGUGCGUCCAAAAGUGGUCCGCAGUGUGCAUUAUUGCCCGGCCACAAAGAAGGUUAUGGAGAGAAAGUAUACUGAUCUAACUUCUUUUGAGGCAUUUCCUACUACUGCUGUUUAUCCCACUAAGGAUGAUGAAGGUAAUCCUUUAGAAACAGAAUAUGGUCUAUCCAGAUACAAAGACCACCAAACCCUCACAGUACAAGAAAUGCCAGAGAAGGCACCUGCUGGUCAGUUACCAAGGAGUGUAGAUAUUAUCUGUGAUGAUGACCUAGUGGAUAAGUGUAAGCCAGGGGAUCGUGUUCAAAUUGUAGGCAAUUAUAGAUGUCUACCAUCUAAACAAGGAAGUUUUACUGCUGGUACUUUUAGAACAAUCCUCAUAGCCAAUAAUAUAACACAAAUAAACAAAGACAUGAACCUCAAUGUAUCGUUAAAAGAUGUUAAGCUAUGCAAGCAUUUAGUGAAGAGUACAUCUGAUGUAUUUGAGCUUCUCAGCAAGUCACUAGCGCCAUCUAUACAUGGGCAUGACUAUAUCAAGAAAGCAAUACUGUGUCAGCUACUUGGUGGUAUGGAGAAGAUUCUGCCCAAUGGCACAAGACUAAGGGGUGACAUCAACGUUCUUCUCAUCGGUGACCCAUCAGUAGCUAAGUCCCAACUACUCAGAUAUGUGCUAAUGACAGCUCCCCGAGCAAUUACUACAACAGGUAGAGGCUCAUCAGGAGUUGGUCUCACUGCUGCUGUUACUACUGAUCCAGAAACUGGAGAUAGAAGACUAGAAGCCGGCGCUAUGGUGUUAGCCGACAGGGGUAUAGUUUGUAUCGACGAGUUUGAUAAGAUGUCGGAUAUAGACAGAACGGCUAUACACGAAGUUAUGGAACAGGGUAGAGUGACGAUAGCAAAGGCUGGCGUGCACGCUGCUUUGAAUGCACGGUGCUCUGUAUUGGCUGCUGCUAAUCCUGUGUAUGGACGAUAUGACCAAUACAAGACCCCAAUGGAGAAUAUAGGACUGCAAGACUCCCUGCUGUCUCGUUUCGACUUGCUGUUUGUGAUGCUGGACAUCGCUGAUGCAGAACAUGACAAUAUGAUAUCUGAACAUGUGCUGAGAAUGCAUCGCUAUAGAAAUCCAAAAGAGCAAGACGGCGAAGUGCUUCCCAUGGGCUCAACUGUAGAAAUGUUGUCCACUGAUAAUCCUGAUAAUGAUGAUAAUGAGGCAAAUGACGAUGCGAUUUACGAGAAGUACGACCCACUAUUACACGGGCGGACUCGCAAUAAGAAGGACCAAAUCUUCACCACCAAGUUCAUGAGGAAGUUCAUCCAUAUCGCCAAGCUGAUCAAGCCGAAACUUACCCAGGAGGCGUCCGAUGCGAUCGCUGAUGAGUACGCCAAGCUGAGGAACCAGGAUAUGAUGGAGAGCGAUGUGGCCAGGACCCAACCUGUGACAGCCAGAACCCUUGAAACGCUGAUCCGUCUCGCGACUGCCCACGCUAAGUGUCGGCUCAGCUCGCAAAUUUCCGAACAGGACGCCCUCACCGCCAUAGAGUUAGUUCACUACGCUUACUUUAAGAGGGUGCUGACAAAAGAGAAGCGACGUAAGCGACGCGCCUCCACCGGUGAUGAAGCGAGUGACACGGAACAGGCCUCGCAGCCCAGGCCCAAGAGGACCAGGCGAACGCAGGACGGUGAAAACGCUGACCCAUAUACGUUCUCGUCCGAUGAAGAGGCGGAACCAGUGUUGCGGGCUGCGAGACGAUCCCAACCGGAUCCACCGCCUCAGACUUCUGUCCCUGCUAAAACUACUAUCGACAAUAAGAGAUUAACUCAAUUCAAAUCGGCCCUACAACAGUUGUUCCGCGACGAGAGGGCCAAUUCUCUCCCACUCGACAGAAUAACUCAAUACGUGAACGAGAAGUAUUCCCAUGCGACAUUCGACUCGGGCGAAAUAACCGCCGCCUUGCAUCGCAUGACCCAAGACAACCAGGUCAUGAUGGCGGACGAUAUCGUGUUCUUGAUUUAG